This is a messenger RNA of Drosophila kikkawai, 474 nucleotides long. Its product is annotated as mitochondrial import receptor subunit TOM20 homolog. Gene Ontology annotation, cellular component: mitochondrial outer membrane translocase complex; mitochondrial outer membrane. Lineage: Eukaryota; Metazoa; Arthropoda; Insecta; Diptera; Drosophilidae. Gene Ontology annotation, molecular function: transmembrane protein transporter activity. Gene Ontology annotation, biological process: protein import into mitochondrial matrix; tRNA import into mitochondrion; intracellular protein transport. The record is from RefSeq and is a predicted model, not a curated record.
AUGGCGCCACCAAUGCUCAUUUCCCUGACCCUCGGCCUGUCCGUUGCUCUGGUCCUGGGCUAUUGCGUCUACUUUGACCGGAAGCGUCGCUCAAGCCCUGACUUCCGGAAGCGUUUGUACGAGCGCCGCCGUCGCAUGAGGACCUCGUCGUCGUCAUCGUCGAGGACCUCAUCUCCAAUUGGGCCCCGGGACGGUGGCAAGCAGGUCUCACCCGAGGCCUACUUCAUCAGCGAGAUGCGUUCGGGGGAGGAGCUGAUAGGCCAGGGCUGCGUUGACGAGGGCCUCGGCCACUUUGCCAACGCCGUGGCCCUGUGCGCCCAGCCGGACAAGGUGAUGGAGGCGCUGCAGGCCAAUCUGCCAACGCACAUGUUCGAGUUGCUGAUAUCGAAGCUCAAGGCGCUGCAGGUGAUGGGCGAUGCUGGGACCGAGGAUUGGAGCGAGGACAGGACUUGCAGCUCCACCCACGACAUCUAA